AUGUAUCCAGUCAAUUUAACAAUUGAUGAGGAAUACAAAUUAAAGUCAUUGGACCUGAGCUAUCUCUUCAUCUUGAUCUGUUCGAACAUUGGCGCGUCAAUCAUUGGGUGCAGCUGGGCGCGCAUGACUUUUGCUGCAUGCGUGCGGCAGAUGCAUACAUAUUUUGAAAGUCGAUGCUCAGCAUAUCGACAGCGACAACAGCAACAACAACAUUAA
Molecule: messenger RNA, 216 nt
Organism: Melampsora larici-populina 98AG31
Lineage: Eukaryota; Fungi; Basidiomycota; Pucciniomycetes; Pucciniales; Melampsoraceae
Exons: 1
Coding region: 1-216 (71 amino acids)
Source: RefSeq, a predicted model, not a curated record